CGCAAACGAGGGUUGAGUGUAACAAUCUUUCACCAUCAUAUCAUCGUUGAUUGAGAUAUUUAUUUCUAAAUCGGUGAUAUCUCGAUAAAAUAUGGAAAAGUCCGAUACCGCGCUGCCGAACGCCGACCAGGCAAAGAACGGUAACAAUGUUGGGAACCGGCGCGAGAGCUUCAGCUCGCAGAACUCGCAGACUGCGAAGGAGUAAGUACUUUCGCUAUCCCUCCUUCUAUGGAGAUAUACACGCCCAUGGGUUAAGAGAUUUAAAAGAAUAUAACCCCUAACAGCGCGCUCCAGGUUUAUUGAGACUCAGAUGCAACUCGAAGCGGAUGCACGCGAAAUCCUUCCUUAUUCAUUCGAUUCUUGCACACAAGCCUUAGGACCACUACGACAGACGCUUUACGCUUGCUUAACCUGCAAUCCUCCUCCUAAGACCCCCGACACGCUGUACACCGCAGCAGGCGUAUGCUACUCCUGCUCCAUUUCCUGCCACGGCGAACACACUCUGGUUGAGUUAUUCAACAAGAGAAACUUUGUCUGCGAUUGCGGUACAACUCGCAUGCCUUCAACUGCGCCAUGCACGCUGCGCAACGAUCCCAAGACCGGCGCGAAGGGCGUCCAUUCUGAAAUUCCGCAUCCUGGGAACAAAUACAACCACAAUUUCCAGAACAAGUUCUGUGGUUGUGCCGAAGAUUACGAUGCCGAACAAGAAAAGGGAACCAUGUUUCAGUGUCUUGGUCUUGGGGACGUCGAAUCGGGUGGCUGUGGAGAAGACUGGUGGCAUCCAGAGUGUCUCAUCGGGUUGCCGCGAGAUUGGUAUAAGGAGAUCAAGAAAGAGGCAGGUAAAGAUGGUCAGACUGAGGAUGAUGAUGAUGAGACACCACUCCCUCCGGGAUUUCCUAGAGAAGAUGAUUUCGAGACAUUCCUCUGUUACAAGUGCGUUGAUUCGAAUCCCUGGCUGAAGCGAUAUGCGGGGGCAGCAGGUUUCCUCCCCCCUGUUUACAAGGAGGGCGGAUUGCCCAAGGCGACCGAAACUACAACAAAGACCACAGCUACAGAUGCCGCUGGGGAGCAAUCUACCGACUCCAAGAAACGGAAAAUGGAGGACGAAGAAAGCGAGCCCGCUGCAAAGCGGACUAAGGGAGAGACGGUGAAUACUAUUUCAGAAACUAAGUCCCAGUCCGAUCCCGAACCGACAGAGGAGUCUACUCAACCGUCUCUUCCAAAGAACAAGCACGAUUCCCUACCCAACCCUCCUUCAGACACGUUCUCACUGUUCCUGAAAGAAGACUUCCGGGAUCACUUCUGCCGCUGUCGCGACUGUUAUCCCAAUCUCGCUCCACAUGCCCAACUCCGUGAAGAGGAAGAAACCUAUGAGCCCCCAAUCUCCGAAGAUGGGGAAGCUAAUGGCGGUGGCAGCACCGGAACCGGUAGCCUUCUUGACCGCGGUGAAGCCGCGUUGAGCAAUAUCGACCGUGUACGAGCGAUUGAAGGCGCGAUGGUAUACAAUCAUCUGCGCGACAAAGUGAAGGAAUUCCUGAAGCCGUUUGCGGAGACCGGAAGGGCUGUUGGUGCGGAAGAUAUCAAAGCCUACUUCGAGAAACUUCGCGGCGAUGAGCAGCACAUCAGUGAUGCGGCUGGUCAGGCUUCUGCCCUCUCUGGUAGGGAUGAUGAUCAUGACAAUGAGGGCGGAGACAGCAGAAGGGAGCAGAACGGGUAUUAAGCGAUGUUUUCCUAGAGUCAUUUAUUGUAAUUUCUUUAUUUCAUCUCAUCUUAUUUUGACAUAGGGCAAUGGGUUUGGGCGGAUGGGUAUCUGGGGCGCAAAUGUGGGAAUGAAUCUUGAAUGUGUACUAAUCAUCUAACACUCGGCAUAUCCAUUGAUACCUAAAAUGACGCUGAAACGAUUAAUAACUCUUCA
Molecule: messenger RNA, 1915 nt
Organism: Aspergillus alliaceus
Lineage: Eukaryota; Fungi; Ascomycota; Eurotiomycetes; Eurotiales; Aspergillaceae
Product: putative metaphase-anaphase transition protein (Mlo2)
Exons: 3
Coding region: 311-1720 (469 amino acids)
Cellular component (GO): cytoplasm
Molecular function (GO): ubiquitin protein ligase activity; zinc ion binding
Source: RefSeq, a predicted model, not a curated record